AUAAAAGUGCUAUUGUAUAUUUAAGCCUGGAAUGGAUUUUUUUUGUUUGUUUGUUUUUUGUUUUACCUCCAGGCUCUUUUUGAUGCCUCAAUUGAAGCUUCUUCAGUAUGCUAUACCAGUGAUGGCAAACGUUUUAGAGACCGAGUGCCCAAACUGCAACCCAAAAGCCACUUAUGCAUCGUUGGGUGCCAGAUUGACUAGAGACACAAAGAAGAUGAAAUCCCUUUUGCUCACUGCUGUCAUUGCUGCCUUUGUUCUAGCUUUGUUCCUCCCUUCAGGAAGUGCUUUAAAGUGCUACAAUUGUAAAUCUGCUACGUGUAACAAAACUAUGACCUGCACAGCCGACCAAGAUACUUGCAUAAUACUACAUUCUGGUAGUGGAAUUAUAUCUUCCUGCUGGAAGCAUUCUACCUGUAAUAACAAGUUUGUUUCAGAAAUUUUAUCACUGAAUAGCUUUAAAUUCAAUUGCUGCAACUGGAAUUUGUGUAACGAUGCUCCAAAUGUAGUAGCUAGCAAGAUAGCCCUCAGUGGGGCUUUCUUGCUGACUGUUGCUCAUAUCUUAAAGUUUUUACUCUGGAACUGA
Molecule: messenger RNA, 583 nt
Organism: Crotalus tigris (Tiger rattlesnake)
Lineage: Eukaryota; Metazoa; Chordata; Lepidosauria; Squamata; Viperidae
Product: CD59 glycoprotein-like
Exons: 4
Coding region: 32-583 (183 amino acids)
Source: RefSeq, a predicted model, not a curated record